Miscanthus lutarioriparius is the source of this 381-nucleotide messenger RNA. NCBI's taxonomy places the organism in Eukaryota, Viridiplantae, Streptophyta, Magnoliopsida, Poales, Poaceae. The record is from the annotation of a GenBank genome assembly.
AUGAAGGACGAGGAGAAGCGAACCAAGAUCCGAGGGCUACAGCUACCAGACCAGCAGGAGCAGCAGACGACCUUUCACAAGGGUGUUGAGCUGGGGCGACAACUGGAGAUGAUCGAUGACGACAAGGUACGCUGGAGGUUCAUUGCAGAGUUCUGGGCGGAGACAAUCAUGUACGUCGCGCCGUCUGAGAACGCGGAGGCACACAUCGAGCACCUGGCCAAAGGCGGGGAGUUCAUCACGCACCUCUGGGCCAUGCUCUCCAAUGCCGGCAUCGCGAAGCGCGCAACAGGGGAAUGGCAUCAGCCUGCUUCCACUACCAAAAAAGGACCGCCAAAGAAGAUAGAGACCACCAAAGCAAGAACUCAGGAGUGCCCCUUUUAA